Messenger RNA from Penaeus monodon (black tiger shrimp), 569 nucleotides. Its product is annotated as replication factor C subunit 1-like. Gene Ontology annotation, cellular component: nucleus. The transcript is spliced from 3 exons. The record is from RefSeq and is a predicted model, not a curated record. Gene Ontology annotation, molecular function: ATP binding; ATP hydrolysis activity; DNA binding. Lineage: Eukaryota; Metazoa; Arthropoda; Malacostraca; Decapoda; Penaeidae. Bases 16 to 336 code for a protein of 106 amino acids.
ACAACAACAGCACACAUGGUCUGCAAAGAAGCAGGUUAUGACUUUAUUGAGCUCAAUGCAUCAGAUGCUCGCUCCAAGCGCACUUUGGAUGAAGUUGUUUCUGAACUUCUUUCAAACAAAACUUUAGCUGGUUUCACUAAGAGCAAAGGCCAGAGUAAUACCAGUGCCAAACAUGCUUUAGUGAUGGAUGAGGUGGAUGGAAUGUCUGGCAAUGAAGACAGAGGUGGAGUUCAGGAGCUGAUCACUCUCAUAAAGAAAUCUAAAAUACCAAUCAUAACAAUGUGUAAUGACAGGAAUCACCCUAAAAUUCGUUCAUUAGCCCAAACAUUGUUUUGAACCUCAGAUUCUACAAACCAAGGAUUGAGCAAAUCAGGGGGCCAAUGAUGUCUAUAUGCUUCCGUGAGGGUAUCCAAAUUAAACCUGAUGCCCUCGAUCAGAUAAUCAUUGGAUCAAACCAGGACAUAAGGCAGAUCCUUCACCAUCUAUCUAUGUGGUCAGCCAAUGAAAAAAAUCUGCAAGUUGGUGAUAUGAAGCGAGAAGCAGAAAAAGCCAAGAAAGACAUGAAAAUG